AAAAUAGAGUCUACAAAAAUAGUAACUUAUAUUUGUGAUCAAGUAUUACCACAGUGGGACAAAAUUGCACAGGUAAACCAAGGAGAACUUUUACAGUUAGUAAUACUGAGACAACUAGCAGAGCUUAGCACUUAUUGUGGUAAAUUAGAUAAUGCUACUCACUACAUAAGCCAAAUUUAUGAUAAAUUAAGGCAAUACAUGCCUCCCCCACCUGAAAAUCCGGAUUUAAUAACAAUGCCGUUCCUCGACUUUUCAGUGGUUGAAUGUCUGCUAUAUGCUUUUCAUAGAUUAGCCCGUCAGUGCCCUGAAUUUUUGACCCAAGAUCAGGCACUUUUGAAGGAUUUUCGAGCAAGACUAAUGUACUUUUCAAGAGGAGUUCAAGGCUGUAGUAAAGCUCUGGCUAAUUUAGAGAAAAAGAAAGAAGGCUUGUCUCCAGAAGAAACGCAAAAACAAAAAAUUUCUCCCAAGUUACUGAAUAAUAUAAAUAUGCUAAUCAAAGAUCUUUUUUAUCAGCCGCCUAUGUAUAAGUGCAAUGUCACACUUUCCUUCAAGGCUGAAGAAACCAUUGCAAAGACUCCGGAAAAAGCACCAGUGGGAAAUAAAAGGCACGUUCCGAUUACCUUCGAAAGCAAUGGAGCCAGUUCCGCUAAUAAAAAUACGAAAAAAUCCUCAGAUGGUAUGAAAUUAUACACCCCACCAAGUGGAAAAUUCAGUAAUAAUUUCCAAAGUUAUGGUGGCAGAGGGAGACCCAGGGGAUCUAGAGGAAGUCGAGGACGAGGUUCAGGAAGGGGAUGGCGUUAGAAUCAAUGUUAUUUAAUUUUGUUUGACACCACUACAAUAUUUUCCUUUAAUGUAGUUAACUAUUUCUUUUCAUAAAGUCGAAAAUCACAUUUUAUUUUUUGUAUCUCUUUUUUUAACAUUUAUUGUAUAUGGAUAAUAAGGUAGUUGUUCAUAGUUGUGUCAGUAUAAAUAAAAAGGAUAUGUCCAUCCAAAUUAACUCCUGAAAGAAUGUUGUGUGCAGGAAAUAAAUGUAGAAUUUCAAUAAAAGUUUUCUUACUUGCAAA
Agrilus planipennis (emerald ash borer) is the source of this 1064-nucleotide messenger RNA. RefSeq names its product apoptosis inhibitor 5. Gene Ontology annotation, molecular function: RNA binding. NCBI's taxonomy places the organism in Eukaryota, Metazoa, Arthropoda, Insecta, Coleoptera, Buprestidae. Gene Ontology annotation, biological process: negative regulation of apoptotic process. Gene Ontology annotation, cellular component: nucleus. The record is from RefSeq and is a predicted model, not a curated record.